Messenger RNA from Aureococcus anophagefferens, 1860 nucleotides. RefSeq lists its product as hypothetical. Gene Ontology annotation, molecular function: ribonucleoprotein complex binding; protein binding. Gene Ontology annotation, cellular component: PeBoW complex; preribosome, large subunit precursor. Gene Ontology annotation, biological process: maturation of LSU-rRNA from tricistronic rRNA transcript (SSU-rRNA, 5.8S rRNA, LSU-rRNA); ribosome biogenesis. NCBI's taxonomy places the organism in Eukaryota, Pelagophyceae, Pelagomonadales, Pelagomonadaceae. The coding region runs from base 1 to 1860 and encodes 619 amino acids. The record is from RefSeq and is a predicted model, not a curated record. The transcript is spliced from 3 exons.
AUGCACGUCGACGACCUGAGCUCCGACGACGAGGAGGCGGGGAACGCCACGGGCCGCGUGCCGCUGCACUGGUACGAGGGCUACGACCACGUGGGCUACGACCUGGGCGGCGGCAAGGUCGUCGCCGACGCGCCGAGCGACGCGCUCGCGCAGGCGCUCGAGGCCCAGGGCGGCGGCGCCCUCACGGUCUACGACAAGCUCAACGGGCGCAACGUCGUCGUGAGCGCCCGGGAGCUCGAGCAGAUCCGGCGCAUGAAGGGCGGCGCGUUCGCGAACCGCGAGUCGGAAAUGUACGGCGACGCGCUCGACGUCGUCGCGUCCGCGACGGAGGCCAUGCCCCUGAGCGCCGCGCCGGAGCCGAAGCGGCGCUUCCUCCCCUCGAAGUGGGAGGCCAUGCGCGUCGCGAAGCUCGUCCAGGGCCUGAGGGACGGCACGAUCGCCUUCCUCGCCUUCGCCGAGUCCAUGUGGGCGAACGACGACGACGACGAGGAGGAGGAGACGCGGCGCCGGGGGCCCAUGCACGUGCCCGCGCCGAAGCUCGCGCUGCCGAACCACGACGAGUCCUACCGGCCGCCCGAGGAGUAUCUGCUCGAGGACGACGAGCUCGAGGACCACGAGGGCCUCGUGCCCAAGCGCCACGACACGCUCCGGGCCGUGGGCGCCUACGAGCACGCGGUCAAGGAGCGCUUCGAGCGCUGCCUGGACCUCUACCUCUGCCCGCGCGCGAUGAAGCGGCGGCUGAACAUCGACCCGGAGAGUUUGGUGCCCAAGCUGCCGGACCCGAAGGACCUCAAGCCCUUCCCGAACGCGCUCUGCCGCGACUUCGUCGGCCACGACGCGCCCGUCGUCGCCCUGGCCUGCUCGCCCGACGGCCAGUGGCUCGCGGAGACCCGCGCGACGGCGGACGGCGCCGGGAGCUUGCGAUUGUGGGAGGUCUACACGGGCCGCUGCGUCUUCGCGAGCGGCGACCUCGCGCCGGGCCCCUUCGCGGCCCUCGCCUGGAACCCGCGGCCCGAGCACGGCGUGCUCCUGCUCUCCGCCAGCGACGGGGUGUACGUCGUCGACGCGAAGACGGCGCGCGGCGGCGACGCGGAGCUGACGGCGGCGCUCCUCGCGGGGCCCGACGGCGACGCGGAGCCGCGCGAGGGCGUCGCGGCCUGGGAGACCCUCGCGGGCGACCGGCCGGGAUUACGGGUGGGCCUGGAGAAGCAGGCGCGGACCGUGGCCUGGCACGCGAAGGGCGACUACUUCGUGACCGUGAGCCCCGAGGCCCUGGCGUCCCUCCAGUGCGUCGUCCACCGCACGUCCGCGCGCGACUCCCAGGCGCCGCUGAAGCGGGGCGACAAGGGCGGCGCGGUGCAGGCCGCGGCCUUCCACCCGUCGAAGCCCUUCCUCUUCGUCGCGACGCGGACGGCCGUGCGCGUCUACCACCUCACGCAGCAGACGUUGGUAAAGACGCUCCGGUGCGGCGCGAAGUGGAUCUCGUGCCUCCGCGUGCACCCGAGCGGCGACCACGUCGCCGUGGGGUCGCGCGACAAGCGGCUCUGCUGGUUCGACAUGGACCUGGGCGACUCGGCCUACAAGACGCUAAAGUACCACGACAAGGCGCUCCGCGCCGUCGACUUCCACGCGCGCUACCCGUUGAUGGCGACGUCCGCGGACGACGGCAAGGUCCACGUCUUCCACGCCAUGGUCUACGACGACCUCAUGCGCAACCCCCUCGUCGUGCCCGUGAAGAUCCUCGACGCGCACAAGGUGGCCGCGGGCCUCGGCGCGCUCGACGUCGCGUUCCACCCGACGCAGCCCUGGCUCUUCUCCGCGGGCGCCGACGGCGGCGUCAAGCUCUACCACGCGCUCUAA